Anopheles coluzzii is the source of this 784-nucleotide messenger RNA. It is a transcript of the gene Sgt1, whose product is annotated as protein SGT1 homolog. The transcript has 2 exons. The record is from RefSeq and is a predicted model, not a curated record. Gene Ontology annotation, biological process: protein stabilization. The coding region runs from base 239 to 784 and encodes 181 amino acids. Gene Ontology annotation, molecular function: protein-folding chaperone binding. NCBI's taxonomy places the organism in Eukaryota, Metazoa, Arthropoda, Insecta, Diptera, Culicidae.
CUCGGGAACUGUCAGUUGUGAGGAGGAGGAAGAAAAAACAGUUUCUAGAAAAUACAAAACAUCUCGCAGUCGUCGCAGUUCCGAGAAGCAGCUGUUUGCUCAAAAUCCGUACCCGCAAGAGUUACUGCGUUGUGAGACAAUUAGCUUUUAUCGUUCGCUUUACAAUAAGUGUCGCCAUUUUUGUGUGGUGUGUGUGUUGUGUGAAAAGAAACACGAAACCCCACAGCAGCACACAGUGAUGGCAAAGGUGAAAUACGACUGGUACCAAACAGAAACGGCCGUCACGGUGACGAUUCUGCUGAAAAAUGCGGCCGACAAGAACUACUCCGUCCAGCUGGAGCAAAACACGCUCACGCUACGGGCGGACGAUACCGAACCGCUCGUCCUGACGCUCUGGAACCCGAUCAACACGGAGCAGAGCACGCACAAAGCCACCCCGAGCAAGGUGGAGGUGAAGCUGGCGAAGCUGAUCGGCCAGCGGUGGGAAGCGCUGGAACGGAAGGCACCGGAGCAAUCGGCGGCGGCUGGCAGUGCGGCCGCGGCCAAGAAGAAGCACGAUUGGGACAAAAUCACGAAAGAAAUCGAAAAGGACGAUGAGACAAAGGACGACGUGAGCGACCUGUUCAAGAAGAUCUACGCCGACGCUAGCGAGGACACGCGGAAGGCGAUGAUGAAGUCGUACUACGAGUCGGGCGGCACCGUGCUCAGCACCAACUGGGCGGAGGUCGGUGCCAAACAGGUCGAAGUGAAGCCUCCGGAUGGAUGCGAAUACAAAAAGUGGUAG